This is a messenger RNA of Oncorhynchus nerka (sockeye salmon), 970 nucleotides long. RefSeq names its product lipocalin-like. The transcript has 5 exons. Gene Ontology annotation, molecular function: small molecule binding. Bases 85 to 642 code for a protein of 185 amino acids. NCBI's taxonomy places the organism in Eukaryota, Metazoa, Chordata, Actinopteri, Salmoniformes, Salmonidae. The record is from RefSeq and is a predicted model, not a curated record.
AGGUAGCUAAGAAAAGCAGAUCUCCUGUUUUGUCCUGUCCUCCUGUUUUAUCAUUCUUGAUACUGACCCUGCUCUGCUGUAGCCAUGACGACCAUGCUGCUGAGCGCACUAGGAGCACUGCUCUGCUCCUUGGUUGUCACCGCUGAGGUCAUGCCCCAAGGAGACUUCAAUCUACAGGGGGUGGCAGGAAAGUGGUACGUGAUUGGAUUUGCCACUAAUGCCCAGUGGUUCGUCAAACACAGGGCCGACAUGAAGAUGGGCACCACCAUGCUGACACCGACUGCUAACGGAGACCUGGAUAUUGCAUAUUCUAGCCGGAACGCUGAUGGCUCCUGCUGGAGAAUGAACCACCUGGCCAAGAAGACAAAACUUGCGGGGAAAUUCAUCUACAAGAGCGAGCGCUGGAGUAAUGAAAAUGACAUGCGUGUCGUUGACGUUAAGUAUGACGAGUAUGCUCUUAUUCACACCAAGACCAAGGGUGUUUCAGCUGUGCUCACCAACCUGUAUGCCCGUGGGACAGACCUGGGCCCUGACCUGCUGCAGAAGUUUAGGCAGUUCUCCCUGGACACUGGCAUUCUGCCCGAAAACAUCGCUAUCUUCCCAAAAACGGUACAUGCCAUCUCUGUUUGUGAAGUGUGUUGAAGUUGGACAAUAUUUCUGGAUAGAAGUGUGGAACGUCUCAGACUUAUUAUCAACUGCCUUUUCUUUUCGGCAGAUGAGUGUGCCGCUGCGUAACUUCAUCCAUCUUCUUCACUUUGCUCCCUUGAUCCUUCUGCAUGGCUUUGCUACUUGAUGGGUCGACCCAUGGCCACUGUGGCAACCAUGAAUCAUCUUCAGCUGCAGUGAACCAUCAGACCACACCGUAACAUGCAUCUGCAUUACCUACUGAAGCUCAGCGUAGCUGGUUAGGCAAUCUUGUAAACUUAGUUUUUCACUUCCCUGAUUGGUUCCAAUAAAAUACUGUCCUGUG